AGAAACAUGAAUAAUUGGAACCUGCUCUAGAAAUUUCUACUCUGGUCAACUUCCCUCCUGCCCAGGUUGUGUGUACCCUGGGAAUGACAGACCAGGAAGGGAAGAAUUCAAGUGAUGGACAGUAAGGGAUCCAAGACUGGUACAAGCAGGACCUGGAGUCCUCAAGUCCAGAAUGAGAAGAUGGGCUAAAUCAACCAUGGGAUCAUCUAAUGCUUCACUGAGACUUUGGCUUCUAUCUUCAGAAAUGGGCUAGAACCUGAGGAAAGGAUGAAUCACCUCUAGGACUCUCCUCUUCUAGAAUAUUCCCAUUCUGGAGUUUCCCAGGUUGAGAUCAAGUCAACGUGCUGGAUAGCAAGGAGCCAGCUUGGCCUCAGUGAGCAGACUAUUAUUUGUUCUGAGAUCUGUAACUUCCUCUGGGCUAGGACUCACCCUUUCUCCUGUACUUCUGUGGGACAUCCAGCCAUAUUACAGUCUGCCUAGGAAGAAGACAGCAUCCCAGUGGCAGGUCCAAGGAACAAGGCACCCAUCAUGGCCUUCCUCCUGAGGCUGCUCAGGUUUGGUACUGAGAAAAAGAAGGCAAAGCAUUAUGCCAACGUGAAACGAGAUGUGAACCCUUAUGAUGUGUGGGAACUUGUGGGAGAGCUGGGGGAAGGAGCCUUCGGGAAAGUAUUUAAGGCUCAAAACAAGGAGACUGGGGUCUUGGCUGCAGCCAAAGUGAUUGAGACACAGAGUGAAGAAGAGCUGGAGGAUUACAUAAUGGAAAUUGACAUCUUGGCUGGCUGUGACCAUCCAAACAUUGUCCAACUACUGGAUGCCCUUUACUGGGAGGGCAAACUUUGGAUUCUCAUUGAGUUUUGCCCUGGGGGUGCUGUGGAUGCCAUUAUUCUGGAGCUGGAGAAAGGGUUGACCGAAGUUCAGAUCCAAAUGGUCUGCAAGCAGGUGCUACAGGCUCUGGAAUACCUCCAUGGAUCUAAGAUCAUCCAUCGGGACCUCAAGGCUGGGAACGUCCUGCUGUCUUCUGAAGGCUAUGUCAAACUUGCUGAUUUUGGAGUGUCAGCCAAGAAUUCCCGCACCUUGCAGCGAAGAGCUUCCUUCAUCGGGACACCAUACUGGAUGGCACCCGAGGUCAUUCAGUGUGAGACGUCCAAGGAGGCCCCUUAUGACUACAAGGCUGACAUCUGGUCUCUGGGGAUCACGCUGAUAGAGAUGGCUGAAAUGGAGCCUCCCCAUCAUGAGCUUAACCCCAUGAGGGUGUUGCUAAAAAUCCACAAAUCCCCUGCACCCACUCUGCGCUAUCCUCAGCAAUGGUCUGAAGAGUUUAAAGACUUCCUGAGGAAAUCCCUGGAGAGGGAUCCUGAGAGCAGAUGGUCCGCCUGUCAGCUCCUGCAGCAUCCUUUUGUGUCGGAGGUGGAAGGCAGUGGACCGCUGCGAGAGCUGAUUGCAGAAGCCAAGGCAGAAGUCCUGGAGGAGUUUGAGGAAGAAGAGAUAGCAGCCUCCUUUUCGGUAAGCCACAGCUGGAUGGCAUCUCCAAGUCAACAACAUAAGCAGUCCCUGUCCAGUGGCGGCGGUCCUCCUAUAGAGGCAGAGAAGCAUUCAAAAGACAGGAAGUUGUCCUUGGAGAAGCCGGAUAGAAGCAAAAGCACCAACAAAGGUGUCCAGCUCCUUCCUACAACUCUAGCAGUCAAAGAGAAUGACUUUCAACCUCAGGUCAUGGAGGAGAAUCAAGCAACCCUCCAAGAAAACCCCCAGGGAGAUUCUCCAAACAAGCCACUUGAUGGUGGGGGUACCAAUUCCCUGGCUGAUUCUCCUGAUGCAAAGGGACCUGGGCUCAGCAGGCACAGUUCUGUUGGUCCAAACCAAAGGUUGCUUCGGCCAAGAGCGGGCCGGACUUCCAGUUUGAAGAAGCAGAUGAGACGCAAGUCUGCACCCAUGCUGGUCGUUCCCCUUGACUCUCAAGGUUCCAUGAAGCUUUCCUCCAAGGGCCCUUCAGAUAUCUUGAAAUUAAUGAGACGAAGGUCAUUCUUUGGUGGAUUGAAGUCCCAGGAUAUUCUUGAUCCACUAGCCCAGGAGAUUCAUGAGCCAUUGGCCACUCUAAGUGGGAAAGACCUUUGGGAAGAACAACUCUCUUCCAGCACUAAGCCUCAGGCCAGGCUAGACUCCCAGAGCAAUGCUCUUCUUCCCAUUCCCAAGGCACUCUCCCCUGAACAAGACACGCUGAUUGACUACGCAACAGAGACUAAUUCUCCAAAUAAGCCACAGGAGUCACAGCUCUCCCCAUGCUUCUCCAUAAUCCUCCCUGAAGGACAAGAGGGACCCCUGGCAAAAGAACUAACUCCUACUCACAGUAGCACUUCUCAGAUAGAGAAUCAGGAAAAUUUUGGCUCAGGCACUGGAGAGCAAAUUUCUCCCCUUACUGUUAUCUGCCCCUCAACAGGAGACCAACAGCAAGUUAUUCUGGAACUGGAAGCCCCCACACCAACCAAUGCUACAGCAGUUCUGGAGAAUUCAGAGGAGAAGCAUGAUCCCAGAGGAAACCUGGAGAAGAUUUCCUCAUAUGAGAGGCUGCCUGUUGGGCCAGAUAAAGAAAGGAAAGUCAGCUCUCCUUGCAAACAAUGGAAUGGGGAUGCACAGGUGGAGGAGACCAAAGCUCAGCACCUGGACACAACAUUUGUGUCCAGUCUUCUCACAAAAGAUAAAAACUCAGGAGAUGAGUGUGCAUUGGAGGCUUCCAAUCCCUGCCAGAUCAGGACCAGAUUCCUGAGCUCCCAGGACCCAGGGGCCCACAUUCAAGCUAACCUGCCCAAAGAUGCUGAAGAACCAAUGCCAGAGAAUUCAGGACACUAUCUCUGCUGCCCUCAAGAGUCCUCCAACUUAGGACAUGAACUGGGCUCUGGUACCCAGAAUCCAACAGCACCACUCAACACAACCCACUUCCCAUACCAAAAGGAACACUGCCCCCCAAAGCCAGAGACAAGGGGUACAGAUUUGCUGCUGAGAGAAACACAAGAGUUAAAAACUGAAGAUGCCAAGAACACGUCCCCAGACUCAACAGGGAAAUCAAAGAGACUCAAAGGGCAGGAGGCUCAUUCCUUGGAAAGGGAAAAUCAAGGAGUGACCAUACAGUGUGAAAAGAAAGAAGCACAGACAGAUAUCUCCAAAGGCAAGAAAGAGAACCUGGAAAUGGUAGGUAAUGUCGUAGUGGCCCCUGGAGAGACCUUUCUAAAUGUCAUGGAAGAUGCCCAACCUACACCCCUUGAGGGACCAACUAGAGUCCCAGAGGAUUGCCAGCACCCUGCCCUAAAGCUGGCUGGGACAGCAGAGGCCCUGGAGAAGCCAACAGGGACAGAAAUCCUUGAGACCCUGAAGGAGAAGAAAAAAGUUAAUUUCUCAGAAGGGAGCUUGGAACCCAGAACCAAUGAUCAAUCGGGAAAAGAAGGCAGAGUCCAGAAGACUGAGGCAAGCCCUUUGGAGGGAAAGGACCCAAGAGACAAUGAAAGACAUGUGACUGGUGGUGAUAUUCCCAAUGCCCGGCCACCACCAGCUACAAGUGACACUAGCCAGGGCCCCCUUUCCUUCAGAAAAACUGUAAAGAAAACCCGCAAGUUUGUGGUGGACGGGAAGGAGGUCAGUGUGACGACUUCUAGGCCUGUGCAGGAGGCUGACCGCAGAGGAGAGAGCGUCCGUUCAGCCCGCCGAAAGGAGUUGCAAGAGCUUCGCCUUCUUCAGAAAGAAGAGCAGAGGGCCCAGGGCCAGCUGGACCAGAGACACCAUCAGCAGAGGGAACAGAUGUUCCGACACAUAGAGCUGGAAAUGACGGGUAAGAAACAACACUACGACAGCCAAGUGGAGGCUGUGGACCGCCAUCACCAGCAGAUCACCGACAGGUUAGAAACAGAGUAUACCCAGAGGCUCCAGGACCAGGCGAGGCGCCUGAAAGCCCAGCAAGAGAAAGAUUACAAUCGGAGGUUGCCCGCGCUGAGGGAGAACAGGAAAGAGGAGCAGAGGUUUCUCCAGCAGCAGCAAGAACAGCUAAAUCAAGCGCUACAGAAACUGAUCCAGGAGCAUAAGAAAAAAGUGACCUCCAUUGAAUGGGAAUGCACUAGUAAAAUCCACAGCCUCAAAAGAGCCCGGGAGGCUGUAAUCUGGCAGCUGGAGCAGUCUCACUUACAAGACAAGUAUCAACUCUUCAAGCAGCAGGUGAAGGAACAGUAUUCCCUCCACAAGCAACAGUUGACCAAGCGCCAUGAGAAGGAUAAUGAACGGAUGCAUAGCUUCCACCACCUCCUUUUGGAAGAGUUGAAAAACCAGCAGGCCCAGGAGAGAACCCAGCAACUAAAGUCUCAACGAUGUGAGUCCAGGGUCCGCCUGGCUCAGUUCAAAGAGAGUCUCAAGCUACAGGACUUAAGUGGUGCUGAGCAUAGAGAUCAAAUCAAACAGUUCUUACAGCAAGAGGAAGGACGCCAGAAGGCAGACACAGAGCAGCACCAACAGAAGCACCAUGGACAGCUGCAGGAGCUGCAAGAGCAGCUGGAGGCCAAUGUUCAGGAGGUGGAACAGAUGCAGAAUGAAAAACUCCAGCGCCUGGUAGAACAAGAAAAGAAAAAGCUAAGAGCCCUGGAUGAUGAACACACCAUGGAGCUACGAGAGUGGCAAGAGAGGCUGGCUGCAAGAAAAGAGAUGCUGGAGGAAGAGCUGUCUAACAGAGCCCAGCUGCGUUUCCCAGGGCCCCGGCGGGGGAGCGAGCCAGCAAGGAGGCUUCAACGGCUCUUCCCUGUGUUCCACUUCCCUACUUAAUAACCUACUUCUGUGACAGCUAGCCCACACCUCCUUUCAUCAGUAAUUUUUUUUCCAGUUUCCUCAAAAGUGGGAAUGAAGCUUCUACACACUAUAUUUUAAGGAAAUGAAAAAGAUCUAGUUGUAACAAAAUAUUUUUAGCAAGAUUUUCCAAUAGCAAAAAUUUGGGGAGGGGCAGUUGGGUAGCUCUGUGGAUGGAGAGCCAGGCCUAGAGAUGGGAGGUCCUAGGUUCAAAUCUGACCUCAGACACUUCCCAGCUGUGUGACCCUGAGCAAGUCACUUGACCCCCAUUGCCUAGCCCUUCACUCUUCUGCCUUAGAACUAAUACACAGCAUCAAUUCUAAGAUGGCAGGUAAGGGUUUAAAAAAACUGAAAAUAAUGCAGCCAUUUUACAGUCAAGGAAUAAAUUGUGGCAAAUGAACAAGAAUGGACUAUUAUUGAACCUAUAACUGUAACUAGGAUGGGACCAUCAGGCAUUACUUCAAGGUGUUAACAUGCAUGGGGUCUGUUUUAUCCAUGGAUGGUCCAAAUGAUUCCUGGUAUUUCACAGUCCUUUGCUAGUUUGUACCCCAUAAGGCAAACCCAUUCCCUCCUAUGUGGCACAACACCUCUAACAUAAAUAUGGGGAAAUAUAGAUAAAGUAAUACAGAACAAAAAAAUUAAACCCAAAAAAGCAACAUAGACACUGGUUACCGCUACAUUCAAAAAACCAUCAUUUGAAAAUCUUGAAAAUAUGCCAUAAAUGAGGGUAAAGAGAAAUGUAGACAAAAGAUAGGUUGGAUAUGACUUAAAUUUUAUAUAUUUUGUUACUGUAUAAACAAUGGAACCUUCUGGUUUUUGAGUAAAUUGUUUUGCUUUUGUUUGUAUACUUUAAGGUUUCUGUUCACUGAAGGUCAAGUUCAUAAUAAAAACAUUAUUAUAAUAUUGUUAUAA
This is a messenger RNA of Monodelphis domestica (gray short-tailed opossum), 5727 nucleotides long. NCBI's taxonomy places the organism in Eukaryota, Metazoa, Chordata, Mammalia, Didelphimorphia, Didelphidae. The record is from RefSeq and is a predicted model, not a curated record.